AUGUGGCUGUUGUCGGUUCUGCCGGCCAUGGUGAGGGUUUACCUGUGUGGGAUCCGAGUCCUCUUCUAUCAGCUCUUCAACAGAUCCUUUACCUUACCAGUCCUGCCCAAGCAAAAUGGAAGGGUUGCAAUAGUGACAGGGGGUGUCCGAGGAAUGGGCUUUGAGACUGCAAGACAUCUGGCAAACCUUGGCAUGCAUGUUGUAAUAGCUGGGAACGAGGAAGAAGAAGGCCUGGCAGCUGUGAGGAAGAUCCACGAAGAAGGCAAUGAGGGGAAAGCGGAGUUUGUCUUCAUGGACCUGGCCUCCCUGAAAUCUGUCCGACAGUUUGUUCAGAAGUUCAAAAACCGGGGUCUCCCGCUUCACGUCCUGGUUAACAACGCGGGCAUUAUGCUGGUUCCUCAAAGGAAGACAGAGGAUGGCUUUGAGUCACACUUUGGGAUCAACUACCUUAGCCACUUUCUGCUGACCAACCUCUUACUGGAUGUAAUGAAGAAGUCUGGCGAGCAGGGCUGCUGCUCUCGCAUCAUCAACAUGGCCUCCGCCACGCACUAUGGAGCCACUCUGAACAUGGACGACUUGCAGAGCAGGAAAUCCUACAGUGCCCACGGCGCCUACGCCCAGAGUAAAGUGGCAAUAGUCCUCUUCACCUAUUACCUGCAGGAGCAGCUGACAGCCGGAGGCUUCCCGGUCAUGGCCAGUGCCGUGGACCCUGGCAUGGUGGACACCGCACUGUAUGACAGACUCUGCGGUCCGGCACAGAUCGCCAAGAAACCAGUGGCCAAACUCCUCUUCAGGACACCAGCUGAGGGGGCGUCCACAGCUGUCUACGCCGCUGCAGCCUCUGAAAUGGAGGGCGUGGGCGGCUGCUACCUGUACAACGGCAAGAGGAUGCAGUCGGCCGACAUUACCUACAAGGCCGACGUACAAGCUGACCUCUGGAGGCGAAGCUGUGCGCUUGUGGGCCUGAAAGAGGCCUGACAGCCCCGGGCGGAGACCCCCCGGCUAGCAAAACAAGUCCACAUUCCUCAGAGGUGUUUAAGGAACGAGGUCUGGAAUUGACACCUUGUGUUAAUUUGGCCGCAACGAAACUGCAAACUUGUGGAGUUUUUAUUGCAACUGUUGUGAGUUUUUCAUGAGGAGCCAUUUUGAUUGUAGAGGCUCAACCACCCGGCCAUCCAGCAUCACAGACCAUCCAAAACCAUAUCAAACUUGAAAUCAUGUCUGUAGUGCAUUCUCCUGUUCCAUCACGGGCUCUUGUGGGGCUCAGGUAAAUGGCGAGCGUUGCCAAACCUCCUCCAGUGUUUCUGUCAGCAAUACCGUUUCCUUGUUUUUCAAGAGCAUUGACAGUCAUGUAUGUUGUAAGUCAUGGUGAUGGGCUUGAAAAUUUGAUCUUAGGCAGACUAACGAGCUUAGAAUUAUCUAAAAGUGUAAUUAACAGGAAUACACAUAAAUCCAUCCCAUAGUGUGCACACUGCACAAACCUAAAACUGGCCCAUCUGCACAGCGAAUGCAACCAGAGUCAAUAUCUUGCUCAUGGACCCUUCAGCGGGGCAGAUUCUUGAAACGUAGUCUUUUUUUUGCGACACUUGCAACAGCAGAUAGCAGGAGAAAAAACAUUCUCACAUCAGAUACACUCAGUUCUUCAUGUGCCAAAUAUAGUUUUUAUGAUGAGAUGCUGUGUUGGUGAACUUGCGUUCUCUCACAUUUUCGUCGGUGGCCUACUAGGAUGCUCUCAAAGUGCAGCUUUUCUGAUUUUGAAGAUGCCGAUCGUAGUUAAUCUGAGCAGCUUCUAAAUGCCUUUGCGGUACCUGCCUCCCCUGUUCUGUUUUCCAAGUUUGUCAUUAUUCAGUAUCUGAUUGUCUUGUAUCACCUCAUGGUGCGGUCUUGUUUUAGUGUCAGUGAGCACUCAGUAAAGGGCUUGAAGUGGAAAUUCACACAACUGCAGAGUUCAUACAGGUUACGGUGAUAAAAUGCAGCGCACCUUCUGGAAAAACAGAAACCCGAGAAUCGAGUUUCUCAGAGGAAUAUCUCUGGAGCUGCUCUCCCGAUGCAUCCAGGCGAGCUUCGUGUUGUUCACGCUGCAAAACCGCUUCCGGUCUUGUGUUUCAUGAAAUCAUGCAUGCGCCCCGAGAUGCAUGAAAUCAUCAUGAGUCUCUAAUUGCUCACUUAGGGAGGCUGGACCGUCCAAGAUCACAGAGGUAGCUUGAGUUUCACGGUCGAUAUUUUCUUCAAUAACAACACAGCAUUUGCCCCAUUUCUGGCCCUCUUCUUCUUUUACUUCUCUUCUUCCUAUUUGCAUUGCAGUAUUAUGUAGCUUAUUAGUAAAAAGAGCCCCGCUGUGGAGAUUAGCACUUGCUUUGGCUAGCAAACCCAAAGGGAUUUGCACCAUUUCUUAUUGGCUGUGAUUGGCAAAAACUUCAGUUUCAUUAAAAUCUCAGUGUGGCUCCAAAUCAUCUUCGACUGCAACAUUAAUGUGCAUAAUGUUUCUCAGGCAUUUUCAGUUGGUGAGUAUUUUUUCAGAUGUUUACAGUGGGUUUCAUAUCUGCAUCAUGUGGCCCAGAGGCACCGUACAGUUCAUGUACCACGAGCAGCCUCGAUGGCCGUGGUUCAAGGAUUACCCGGAUGGGAGAAAAGCCAUUUCUCGUCAUUUGGGAAUCGAACCACCGCAAACCGAUCUUUGCACUUCCGUUCAUGUAUUUGAGCUUUGCUGACUGUGUUGUCCGGAAGCACCGGCAUAUUGACCUAAUUUUUUUACAUUUCGAGUUGUUUGCGUGGGGGAAAAAUUGAAUGUCUAAAACACGUACCCUGAUCUGUUGUUGUUAAUGAGUCGUCAGUGCUACCGAGUAAGAUGUAAACUUGCCUAUAGAAAAGUGUACCUUGAGAAAGUCCUACCAUGUAUUGUCGAUUAUGUUGCAUACCAUGAUCACUGUGAACGAUUUCUUAUUUUGCCUCGCAAGUCCCUCGAUUUGUUGUGCGCUGUAAACUGAAUCUACUUAUGUCAGUUAUGUCGAGUCUGACACGACGGACUGUGAAAGAUGUACCACUUAUGUCUGGAACGUGCCAAUUAAA
Molecule: messenger RNA, 3069 nt
Organism: Lampris incognitus (smalleye Pacific opah)
Lineage: Eukaryota; Metazoa; Chordata; Actinopteri; Lampriformes; Lampridae
Gene: dhrsx
Product: dehydrogenase/reductase (SDR family) X-linked
Exons: 7
Coding region: 1-978 (325 amino acids)
Source: RefSeq, a predicted model, not a curated record